AACGUGAUUGCCAUCAAGGCUUUAUACUAUUAAAAGUGGCCGAACUCCGUCGUGCGCUCCGACACUUGUUGCUGCCGCCCGCGCGCCUCCCGCACCGCUCCUGCGUCCUCCUCGGGGACCGCCCGCGCGGAGUGAUGAACUCCAUCGACCCUCAGUCCCAUCAGCAGCAGCAGCAGCAGCAGCAGCAGCAGCAGCACCAGCAGCACACCUCUCCCACCGCCGGCUCCCUCCCGCCCAAAGGCGCCCAGGAGGCCCCGGACAUGGCCGCCGUCUACUGCGACAGCUUCAACAGCAUGUACCACCAGCAGAGCCUCCAGGGCGCGCAGCGGCCCGGCGGCUACGGCCUCGGGGACUACGCGUCGUCCCCGAACCCGUACCUGUGGCUCAACGGGCCGGGCGUCAACUCCUCCGCGUCCUACCUGCACGGCGGCAACGCGGCGCCGUUCAUGCCGCCCUCCUACGGCUCGCAGCGGCAGUUCCUCGCCAACUCGCCCGGGUUCGGCGGACCCGACCUGGGCUGGCUGUCCAUCGCCAGUCAGGAGGAGCUGCUGAAGCUGGUGCGGCCGCCCUACUCCUACUCGGCGCUCAUCGCCAUGGCGAUCCAGAACGCGCACGACAAGAAGCUGACCCUGAGCCAGAUCUACCAGUACGUCGCCGACAACUUCCCCUUUUACAAGAAGAGCAAAGCCGGCUGGCAGAACUCGAUCCGGCACAACCUGUCUCUGAACGACUGCUUCAAGAAGGUGCCGAGGGACGAGGACGAUCCAGGUAAAGGAAACUACUGGACGUUGGACCCAAACUGUGAAAAGAUGUUUGACAAUGGGAAUUUUCGCAGGAAAAGGAAAAGGCGGUCGGACCUGAACGGCGCUGGCGGAGCCGCCAUGGCAGCAUCCGGACCCGCCAAAGCAGAGGACGGCAGGCCGGCGCCGGGGGCCUCCCUGAAGCCCUCCGACAGCCCCCAGAUCCCGGGACCCUCCUCCCCAGAGAUGGACGGCAUGAGCGAGAACCCCAAGGGCUCGACGGCGUCGUCGCCGCCCGGACUGGCGUCGGCCCCCCCUUGUUUUAACACCUUCUACAGCAGCAUGUCCUCGAUGGGCUCGGGGGGCCCCAGCCGCCAGGGGUCCCUCGGACUGGUGAACGAACUGUCCAACAGGAACAUUACGGCCCUGAGCCCCUACCACCCCGGCCACGGCGGUCAGGACACGGGCCUGUCGGAGCACAGCGAGGGCCUGCCCUUCAACCGCGGAGUCUACUACAACACGUUUGGCAGCGGCCAGAGCGGACAGUUCAACGGCCACUUCUACAACAGCUUCAGCGUCAACAGCUUGAUUUACCCCCGGGACGGGACCGAAGUAUAGGAGCCGCUUCGCUUUAGGGACUUGCUGCUCAGUGGCUCCUGCAAAAAAAAACCACCCAUUUUUUGAGACGUGAAUUCCAGCUGCACGACGCCCUCCUGUCUGGCCUGACCGAUCGGUCUGCUCAGUGAAUGUUUGAGCGCUCGAAUGUUAGAAAGUCAAACAAAACAUGACUUCUUUGCUCUAGGUCUUCAAAACCUCGGCAAACUACUGAACACCUGGUUUUUAUUUUACAACAUUUAUUUGUCCAUAUCUGGGCAGUUUUAACAGAAACUUUACCAGGUUUUUGUUAAACUCACUAAAUCACUAAAUGUUUGUUUUGCUUUUUUAAUUUUAGACGUCUUUUGAUGGAGUGGCCUCAUCCUCAGUCGAUUGCAUGCGUAGAAACUGGUUUAAUCAAAAUCGCCGCACCAAAGUUGCCUUUUGUGAGACCGACAUUACCUCAAAAAACACAUGAAUUACAUGAGAUGACAGCGCCCGGCUGCAACGGCUUGACUUUCAUUGUAUUCAGACGAUUCUCCAUCCGCAGUAAUAAUCCAUUAAAAACACCAUGACCUGAACUGGGGCUCGCCUUAUCUUUACAUGUUCCACGUUGACUGAAACCACAACUCUACGACUGCGUCUGGUGUAAAUAAGUAAUGAAUUUGUAUUUUUGUAAAUUCUAAAGCUAGUUCCCUAUUUAUGUUAUUUAUACUGUCAUCAGAGCGUAGUUUGAUUAAAACCAAUUAUUCCUGUAGCUCACAAACUGCACCAGAAACAGUAUCACUAAUACCCAGAUGUCUUAUAUAAAUAGAUGUAUAUUUUAUAAACUAUAUUCUAUAUGAUGGUGUUCCUCAGGAUUCAAUGUGACAAUCAUUGAAUGGUUUUUAUAACUGUGGUCUUUUUUUUUUAAUCUUUAUACAGUCAUGCAGCUUUCAGGCAGUGUCAGCUGUGAUUAUAAAUAAAUAUUAUGUCGUCUUUA
Messenger RNA from Betta splendens (Siamese fighting fish), 2316 nucleotides. It is a transcript of the gene foxi2, whose product is annotated as forkhead box I2. The record is from RefSeq and is a predicted model, not a curated record. The transcript is spliced from 2 exons. Gene Ontology annotation, biological process: anatomical structure morphogenesis; cell differentiation; regulation of transcription by RNA polymerase II. Gene Ontology annotation, molecular function: RNA polymerase II cis-regulatory region sequence-specific DNA binding; DNA-binding transcription factor activity, RNA polymerase II-specific. The coding region runs from base 135 to 1358 and encodes 407 amino acids. Lineage: Eukaryota; Metazoa; Chordata; Actinopteri; Anabantiformes; Osphronemidae.